Molecule: messenger RNA, 5275 nt
Organism: Oncorhynchus nerka (sockeye salmon)
Lineage: Eukaryota; Metazoa; Chordata; Actinopteri; Salmoniformes; Salmonidae
Exons: 11
Coding region: 205-3828 (1207 amino acids)
Biological process (GO): regulation of transcription by RNA polymerase II; urogenital system development; embryo development
Cellular component (GO): nucleus
Molecular function (GO): DNA-binding transcription factor activity, RNA polymerase II-specific; RNA polymerase II transcription regulatory region sequence-specific DNA binding
Source: RefSeq, a predicted model, not a curated record
GUAAACGGAAGUGAACAGUGACCAAGAACGAUUUCCCCGUUAGCGUUUUUAUUGUUGUUAUUUAGACGUUUAUUAACACACUGGAACGUAAAAUAUGACUAAUUUACUUGCACAACAUAACAUACGUACCUAAGGUAGUGUUUAAAUCACGUUGGAGACAGGAUUUGAUUGAUAGCUAGCUAGCUGGCUGCUAACCAGCUAAAAAUGGCUAACGUGAACAGUAUGGUUUUUCACACUCAAAUAGCCUCCAUCAUGGAGGUGCUAGCGAAUGCAGCCGUGGCAGAGAUCUGUAAAGUCGUAGACGACGACUAUGCAGUGUUUCGUUUGGAAAUAACUCAGAGCCAGAAAGAGAAUAGGGCAUUGCGGAGGAAACUACAGCUACUAGAAUUGAAGGUGUCACGGGAGCGCGCAGAGAGGACAUUGCGAGAGCGCGUCCUCGCCAUUUCCAGUAGUGUCAAGAUCCUCGACCGAUACAGAGGAAUGACAAGAGGCGAAGGACAUCUCACUGGAGGCCACAGGAGCUUUGUGAAGCCAACGGGACACAAUAUAUGGAGAGAUGACCAACCAAUCACUGUUGAUGAGGGGAAUGGAACCUCAUCCCAGCACGUUAUCGUGAUGGAGUCUGCAGAUGCAGAGGCUGCAGGUCCUGGGGUCAAGCAGGAGAAGACUGAAGGAGAGGAGGAACCAUGGCACAGCCGUAACAUCCAGACUGGCGCUCCCCCUGUAGCCACGGAGGACCCCACCACUGCCACCGUGCUACCCAUGACCCGAUGCAGCAUCACGGAGGUCAGUGGAACGCCAAACGCCAUCCUCAAGUCAGAGACAGACACCAAGACUUUAACGGGGCUGGGCUGUCCUGCUCCUCACUCAGAAUAUUUCCAGUACGGUAACCCGAGGACGGUUCUGUCCCAUCAGGACUCAGGUGACACGUUACAGACUGGCAAUGAUCCGUCCUGUUCAUACACAACAGAGAUGAUACCUGGUGACAUGCCUGUGGGCUUAGAUACACAGACUAAUCCAAUGAGAGGGAACUGGAACCAGUACAGUAGUAGUGUAUACUCUGGACGGUGCCUAGAUAAGAAAGGGGAGGGUCUGGUCGUAGAUGAGAUGACUGUGAAAGUGGAGGGCGACGUUCCUGUGACAUGGAAUGCAGACGAGACUCACUUCGGAGAAGGACACUCGCAUGGCAGCUCCAGUGACUUCUUAGACUACAGGGAAAGCUUAGAGACAAAUUUAAAUGUCUCGACCCACUCCCCUUUACACCCAGUGUCCAUGUCGAUGGGGCCUUCCGAUUCACAAGGCUGCAUCCUUUUAGAUCAAGUAUUGAACUCAAACAACCAAACGGCCAAGGUGUGGGGAGAGGGAGCAACAACAGGCGGUAAAGAGAAGCAGUUCUUUUGCAUGUUCUGUAACAAAGGCUUCAGCUGCCCACAGAAGGUCGAGAUCCACCAGAGGGUCCACACAGGGGUGAAACCCUUCAGCUGUACCCAGUGUCAUAUGCGCUUUGCCCAUGCUGGCAACCUGAAGAGGCACCAGCGGUUCCACACAGGGGUAAAACCCUUCAAAUGUACCCAGUGUCACAUGCGCUUCACCCAGGCUGGUGACCUGAAGAGGCACGAGAGGGUCCACACAGGGGAGAAACCCUACAGCUGCCCCCAGUGUGAGAAGAGGUUCUCCCGUCAGGACCAGCUGAAGAUGCACUUGAAAGUCCACACGGGAGAGAAGCCAUUUGCCUGUACACACUGUGGGAAGAGGUUCUCAGAGAGGACAUACCUCAGGAUGCACCAGCAAAAACACCAUUCAGAGGAGGGUCCAGAGGUGCUGCUGGUGAAGGAGGAUGGUUGUGAGGAGAGUCUGGGGAACCCUAAGGGGACCAAGGUCAUGGAGGACAACCAGACGACACCUCCUUCUGAACCCACAGAGGAACCAGCUGAACAGCACAGGACCAAACACAGUCUCACUGAGCUGCUAACAAUGGCUAACUGUAUGGCUUUUCACACGCAAAUAGCCUCCAUCAUGGAGGUGUUAGCGAAUGCAGCCGUGGCAGAAGUCUGUAAACUCGUAGACGACGACUAUGCAGUGUUUCGUUUGGAAAUAACUCAAAGCCAGAAAGAAAACAGGUCAUUGCGGAGGAAACUACAGCUACUGGAACUGAAGGUGGCACGGGACCGCGUCCUCACCAGUCGCCCCAGUAGUGUCAAGAUCCUCGACCAGUGCAGAGGAAUGACAAGCGGUGAAGGACAUCUUACUGGAGGCCACGGGAGCUUUGUGAAGCCAGCAGGACACAAUACAUGGAGAGAUGACCAACCAAUCACUGUUGAUGAGGGGAGUGGAACCUCAACCCAGCACGUUAUUGUGAUAGAGUCUGCAGAUGCAGAGGCUGCAAGUUCUGGGGUCAAGCAGGAGAGGUCUGUAGGAGAGGAGGACCCAAGACACAGCAAAGACAUCCAGACUGGAGUGUCUGGAAAGCACCUUGUAGCCACCAAGGACCUUGCCACCACCACCGUGCCCCAGGCCUGGACCCAACCCAGCAUCACAGAGGAGGAUGAGGAGGUACUGCUGGUGAAGGAGGAGGGCCUGGGGAACCCUGAGGAGACCAUGGUCAUAGAGGACAACCAGACUACACCACCUCCUGAACCCACAGAGGAACCAGCUGAGCAGCACAGGACCACACACAGUCUCACUGAGUCAGUAGACAUGGAGAAUGGGAAGCCUGAUCUGUUGAUAGUCAAAGUGGAGACAAUAGAAGACGAACCAGAGAGCAUUGAUCUGCUGAGUGGACUAAAAAUGGGGGAGCAAGGUGGUUGGCUGGAGCCUAACAAGGGAGACUGGGCAGCCAUCUUGGAAUCCCAGACGGGCACAGCCAAGGGCCCAGGGGACCAUAUCACUGAGCAGGGCGAGAUAGUGGAGUCUGCAGUCCAUGAGGACCUGCUGAUGUCCGGUGUUGCUGACGGGAGAGACUGGACCUCUGUAGCGGCUGGUCACAAACCCUGGCCCCGGAUCAGGACCCUGGAUCAGGAGCUGUCACUGUUCCUUCCCGAGUCGCAACUAGGACCAAACCAAGAGGGACAGAGACUCCACCACCACACAGAACACAACCAGUGGACAGGUGGACUGAAUAACCUCAGUCCUGGUGGUCAUCAGAGAGACAGAGGAUCCAGUCUGCAGCCCAGAACCUUCUCUUCACAGUCUCAGUGCAGGGAUGAAGCAGGGCCUGGGGCUGAUAGAGAUAGACCCUCCUGUUCCUAUGAUACAAACACCACAGUAUCCAUGAUGAACAGAGCAGGUCACCCUGGGCGUCAGCCUUCACAGAGCGUGGUGGGAGACCCCCCUGGUGGUGGUCUUUCAGGAAGUCUGUCUUCAGGGUCUCAUCUAAUGCCUGGUGACUGGGUUCAUAGAAAGCCUGGGUCUAGCCUUCCUCAGCUACCUCAUGGUUACCCCACAAAUACAGACAGGGUCAGGAUGGAUGUUCACCACGAGAAGUACCUAGCCUAUAACACAGCACACAAUCCCAACAACAUUCAAACAAUGGCUAGAGGUCAAGGAGGGAGCGCAAAGACUAACCACCUGAGGGCGGUGGCUCCUGCUUCUACCGCCUCUGGUGUCAUUGGGUCACAACGUGGGAGGCCGAGCAUUAGGACGGACGCCGACAAGCCGUACGCCUGCCUCACCUGUGGGAAGCGUUUCGCUGAGGCAAACUAUGUGAAGAAGCACCAGACUGUUCACACCAAGGAGAGGCCCUUUAAGUGUAAGCUGUGUUACAAGAGCUUCUCCUUCCAGAAUAACCUUAUCAGACACAGGAGUGUCCACAAUGGGAAGAAAUCAUAGAAGUGUAUGAGUUUUAAGCAGGGGAUAUCUGGGAACCAUUGUUUAGCUGACAUACACUACAUGACCAGUAUGUGGACACCCCUUCAAAUUGGGGACAGGUGUUUACAAUCGAGCACACAGGACAUGCAAUCUCCAAAGACAAACAUUGGCAGUAGAAUGGCCCAUACUGAAGUCUCAGUGACCUUCAACAUGGCACCAUCAUAGGAUGCCUCGGUUCCAAGAAGUCAGUUCAUCACGUUUCUGCCCUACUAGAGCUGCCCCGGUCAACUGUAAGUGCUGUGAUUGUGAAGUGGAAAUGUCUAGGAGCAACAGCGCAGCCACGAAGUAGUAGGCCACACAAGCUCACAGAACGGGACUGGCGAGUGCUGAAGAUCGUAGCUCAUAAAAAUUGUCUGUCCUCUGUUGCAACACUCACUACCGAGUUCCAGACUGCCUCUGUAAGGAAGAACGUCGGCACAAAAACUGUUUGUCGGGAGCUUCAUGAUAUGGGUUUCCAUGGCUGAGCGUGGAAAUGCGUUCUCUGGAGUGAUGAAUCUGGCAGUCCAAUGGAUGAAUCUGGGUUUUGCAGAUGCAGGGAGAACGCUACCUGCCCGAAUGCAUAGUGCCCACUGUAAAGUUUGGUGGAGGGGGAAUAAUGGUCUGGGGCUGUUUAUGGUUUGGGCUCCUUAGUUCCAGUGAAGGGAAAUCUUAACGCUACAGCAUGCAAUGACAUUGUAGACAAUUAUGUGCUUUGUGGCAACAGUUUGUGGAAGGCUCUUUCCUGUUUCAGCAUUACAAUGCCCCUGUGCACAAAGCGAGGUCCAUACAGAAAUGUUUUGUCAAGAUCGGUGUGGAAGAACUUGACAGGCCUGUACAGAUCCCUGACCUCAACCCCUUAGAACACCUUUGGGAUGAAUUGGAACACCGAUUGUGAGCCAGGCCUAAACACCAAACAUAGAUACAGGACCUCACUAAUGCUUUUGUGGCUGAAUGGAAGAAAGUCCCUGCAGCAAUGUCCCAACAUCUAGUGGAAAAGCCUUCCCAGGAGAGUGGAGGCUGUUAUAGCAGCAAAGGGGGGGACCAACUCCAUAUUAAUGCCCAUGAUUUUGGAUUGAGAUGUUCAACGAGUAGGUGUCCACAUACUUUUGGUCAUGUAGUGUAUUAUAGUUAUGUGUAGUGUAUUGGGGUAAGAGUUUUUUUUUAAUUUACUGGGUCCCUCGUUUGAGCCUCUGGGUACACUCAUAUUCUUACAUGAUACAGACUUGUUUGGUGUGCUGGCAUAGCCAAAACACUGUCAUUGAAGUGUAACACAACAUGUCCCCUCUGAAUUUGGUUUUGCCUAUGUUCUAUUCAAAACAAAUAUAAUGUCUCCCCCCCCAACAUUAUUCGGCAUAAUCAGGUGGUACCUGUUCCUUUAUGUACUAAAAAAUAGGUGAUCAAAUCUGUUAAUAAAUGAGAAAUCAUGUUG